Messenger RNA from Ipomoea nil (Japanese morning glory), 2224 nucleotides. RefSeq names its product pyruvate kinase isozyme A, chloroplastic-like. Gene Ontology annotation, molecular function: pyruvate kinase activity; magnesium ion binding; potassium ion binding. The transcript has 6 exons. Lineage: Eukaryota; Viridiplantae; Streptophyta; Magnoliopsida; Solanales; Convolvulaceae. Gene Ontology annotation, cellular component: chloroplast stroma; cytoplasm. The coding region runs from base 268 to 2016 and encodes 582 amino acids. The record is from RefSeq and is a predicted model, not a curated record. Gene Ontology annotation, biological process: glycolytic process.
UCACUCUUGGAUUUGAUGACAGAUCACAUUCCCAACAGUAUCAACUAUCAAUGUCGCUGAAAGCAUAGUAUACUCCGCUGGUUGGGGAAGAAGAACCUCAAAAUUGUCGAACAUUGACACUCACGUCCCCCCCCUUUUUCUUGCCUUGAGUUCGCCAUCUCAGCCCCGCAUUUUUCUCUGUCGUUUCAACUCCCAUCAUUGGCUCAAUUUCUGGGUUUCUCAGAUACUCCGCCGGAUAACCGGUAGUUGUUGAGGUUUCCGGGCAAAAUGUCGCGAGCUCUCAACUUCUUUGUCUCCUCCUCUUCUGCAUCGCUGCCGGGAUUUGCAGUUUCCAAGCCUUCUCUGUCGUUUGCUCCGGCCCGGGGGUUCCGGGUCCCGGCGAAGGCUCCGGCGCGGUCGUUCGUCGUCAGAGCUUCGAAUUCAGAUCUCGAUUUGCGGUCCUCCCGUGUGCUGGUCUCGGAUAAUGGCUCCGGCGGGGCGGGGGCGGUAUCCGCUGCGACGCAGGAGCUGGCGGCGAUUGACGUGGACGCGGUGACGGAGGCGGAGCUGAAAGAGAAUGGGUUCCGGAGCACGAGGCGGACUAAGCUGGUGUGCACCAUUGGGCCCGCCACCUGCGGGUUCGAGCAGCUCGAGGCGUUGGCCGUCGGCGGGAUGAACGUGGCUCGGAUCAACAUGUGCCACGGGACCCGGGAGUGGCACCGGAUGGUGAUCGAUCGGGUCCGGCGGUUGAACGACGAGAAGGGCUUCGCCGUCGCCAUUAUGAUGGACACUGAAGGCAGUGAGAUUCACAUGGGUGAUCUUGGCGGCGCUCCCUCUGCUAAAGCUGAGGAUGGUGAAGUUUGGACAUUCAGUGUUAGGACAUUCGAUUCAAAUCAGCCCGAGCGCACCAUUAAUGUGAACUAUGAUGGUUUUGCUGAAGAUGUGAAAGUGGGGGAUGAAUUGCUAGUAGAUGGCGGAAUGGUGAGAUUUGAGGUGAUUGAGAAAAUCGGUCCAGAUGUCAAGUGUAUUUGCACGGAUCCCGGACUUCUAUUACCUCGGGCUAAUUUAACGUUUUGGCGUGGCGGCAAACUAGUUAGGGAGCGUAAUGCCAUGCUUCCUACGAUUUCUGCAAAGGAUUGGCUAGACAUUGACUUUGGGGUUGCAGAGGGUGUUGAUUUUAUUGCGGUAUCAUUUGUCAAGUCUGCAGAAGUCAUUAAUCAUCUUAAAAGUUACAUCAAAGCACGAGCCCGAGAUAGUGAUAUUGCUGUUAUUGCGAAGAUAGAGAGCGUUGACUCGUUGAAAAACUUGGAGGAAAUAGUUCAGGCAUCAGAUGGAGCUAUGGUGGCGAGAGGAGAUCUCGGUGCUCAGAUCCCAUUGGAACAGGUUCCGUUGCAACAGCAAAGGAUUGUUCGGAUUUGCAGGCAGUUAAAUAAGCCCGUUAUCGUUGCUUCUCAGUUGCUCGAUUCUAUGAUAGAAUACCCUAUUCCUACGAGGGCCGAAGUGGCUGAUGUUUCGGAAGCGGUUAGGCAAAGGGCGGAUGCCUUGAUGCUCUCUGGCGAGUCGGCAAUGGGCCAGUAUCCCGACAAAGCAUUGGCUGUCGUAAGGACUGUUAGUUUGAGAAUCGAGAGGCAGUGGAGAGAAAAGAAACAACACGAGGCCAUAGAAUUCCCGUCUAUUGCAUCUUCAUUUGGAGAUAGAAUAUCAGAAGAGAUUUGCAAUUCUGCUGCCAAGAUGGCUAACCAUUUGGAGGUCGAUGCUAUUUUUGUGUACACCAAGGAUGGACACAUGGCUUCUCUCCUAUCACGCUGUCGUCCCGACUGCCCCAUAUUCGCGUUUACAGACACAACGUCCACGCGUAGGCGCCUGAACCUGCAAUGGGGUCUGAUUCCCUUUCGCGUGAAUUUCUCCGACGAUAUGGAAACCAACCUGAACAAAACCUUUUCCCUGCUAAAGGCCCGCGGCAUGAUAAAAUCAGGUGAUCUAGUUAUCGCUGUAUCUGACAUGCUGCAAUCUAUUCAAGUCAUGGAUGUUCCAUAAGAAUGCAUAUCUUUAGAGUACUUUAUGUUACCAGAAAUAAUAGUCACAACUUGAAGCUUAUUAGCACCAUUAUAUAUUAUGCUGUUUUUUCUUGUCCAUUUUUGUUGAUUCAUUAAUAUGGGCUAUGUGCUGGACCUGUCAUGUCAAUCCAAGAUUCAUACAAUUUUCUGAUUGAUUGGACCAUUGAUAUGAUAUUACCUUUACACAA